AAGACUAAAUAAAAUAUAAUACGAUUUCUCACUCAACCGAUCUAAUUCUCAGAAUUGGUGAUAUUUAUUUGGAGAAGAAGAAUUAUUAGUUUUUCAAUAAAGAGGUAAUUGACUAAAGAACAAAAGAGAGAGUGAGAGAGAAAUAUGGAAGGGAAAGAAGUAAUGGGAUGUUAAUGGGGACAUUAAAUAGAAGGAAACAGUAGACUUUCCUUCCUUCCUUCUUUCUUUUUCCUUUCUGUCCCCACUCUACAACACAACUACACCCUCCAUCCAUCACCUUCGUAUUUUUAUUUAUUUAACACUUUCUUUCUUAUACGCUCCCUCUCUCUCUCUCUCUCUCUCUCUCUCUCUCUCUCACAGAUCCAUUGCUUCUUCUACUUCAUCCAAACACCUCCUUUUUUCAGGGUUAGUAGUUGCUCUGGAAAAUGGCUGCAUCUGGGGUUAAUUCUAGCAAGCAAAUGAAGAGGUUGGAAUCAAGGAAGUCACAUUCUUGGUGGUGGGAUAGUCAUAUUAGUCCUAAGAAUUCUAAAUGGCUUUUUGAAAAUCUUGAAGAGAUGGACCGGAAUAUAAAACGAAUGUUGAAGCUGAUCGAAGAGGAUGCAGAUUCAUUCGCCAGAAAAGCUGAAAUGUAUUACAAGAAGAGGCCAGAAUUGGUUGCUUUGGUUGAGGAGUUCUACCGUGGUUACCGAUCAUUGGCCGAACGUUAUGAUCAUGUGACUGGAGAAUUGCGGAAGAAUGUACAAUCUGAUAUCCAAUCUCAAGGCUCAGGUUUUUCAGACACGGGCUCUGAACCGUCCUCGAAUUUGCCCUCUCUAAAUGUGGCCCAACGUAAAUCUACUAACCGAGCUGCUGGGUUUGAUUUCUUUCUUGGAUCUGGUGGAAAUGUGUCUGAUAUAAACCAAAAAGACGGAGAUGAGACCUCGACCAUGACAGAUUCUGAUGAGGAAUCUGAUGAUUCAUCGGUCAAUAAUUAUUCAGCUUUCUCGCGGAAUGGUAGUGAUCCAGGGAUGAACAGAAGAAUAACUGAGUUGGAAAAUGAACUCCGUGAGGUAAAAGAAAAGCUAUGGACACAAGAAGGAGAACAUUCCGAGGUUUCAUCCAGCGGAACAAGAAUUGAGAAUGCCGAUGAUGUCUAUGUCAAAAUUAAUGCAUAUGAACAAGAACUGAUGACUGCUAACGUAAAGUUAAGACUAUCAGAAGAAGAAAUCACUAAACUAAAGACUGAACUCAAAAACUUCAGAUACUUGGAUUCAGAAAAUAUCAAUGCCGGUGUUGAAUUAUCAUCAACUAAAGAUGAAGCCGUGGAACUCAAGGAAGUUGAGGUUGAAGAAAACAUUGAUGGUGCAUAUAAGGAAUUGUUUGAGCCAAGUAGUGAAACUGCGUCACUCACGGAGGAGCUUCGAAUCACCAAAGAAAAUCUCAAGGCUUCCGAAACGCAAGUUGCUUCACUGAAAAUCGAGGUAAAUAAAUCCUCGGAAAGAAUUCAGCAGCUGCAGGAUCAACUUGACUCAGCUCGAAAGGACAUUUCUACUUGGAAAACCAAAUUCAACAGCGAGAAAAGAGAGAGCACCAAACUCCAAGAAAGACUUGCUAGGUUAAAGACUAGUUUAUCGGACAGGGAUCAUGAAAUCAGGGACUUGAAAACAGCUGUAUCGGAUGCUGAGCAGAAAAUCUUCCCUGAGAAAGCUAAUUUGAAGUCUGAAAUGUCGAAGUUGUUGGAGGAACAGACACAUUUAAAAGAGCUGAUCAGAGAAUGGGAAUGUCGUGGUCGAUCUUUUGAAGAGGAGAUCAGAAAUAUUCAAUCUGAAAAGAUAGAGAUUGAGGCAGAAUUGAAAAAUAGAAUCGAGUUGCUAAAAGCAGAAAUUGAGCAGAGAGAGAACAACAUAAAAGAACUCAAUGUAAGCUUUGACACCUUGAAAUUAGAGAGAGAUAAUCUCAAUGUAGAAAUAGGUUCACUCAAGGUAGAUGUAAACUCGAGAGACAGUAGGGUUGAAAGUCUCGACCGCCAUUUGAACGAAUUACAUAUGGAACAUGUCCAACUGAUUACUGGAAUGGAAGAAGCACAUAGACAAAUAGAAGAGAUGAAAACAACAGCUAAGGAACUCGAGGAACAGGUCGAGAGGCAAAAAAUGGAGAUCUCAGAAGCAGCGGAAGAAAAGCGUGAGGCAAUUCGGCAACUAUGUUUCUCACUUGAACACUAUAGAAAUAACUAUCAUAUGCUUAAGCAGCAUUUUAUAGGGCAUAAGAGGGCUCCAAUUUUGGCUGCAUAAUUAGCAUAAAUCUGAAAUGUGAGUUUGUAUAUUGUUGCCAUGUUUAGUUCUUUGUAUUGAUAUGUCUUUCAUCUAUAUGAGUCAAAAGGUCAUGAAUUCUGAGAAGUAAUAACUGUUAACCAUGUUUUCAUGGUUUAAUUUGUAUCUUAUGGUCUUUAUGGAUACAUAAGAUUCAGAUUUCUUAUAAUGCUAUGCUACUUAGCUGAAUUGAUCAAAGUUAGAAGCUGGUUAUGGAUAUAUGGCAAGCUUGAAAAGACAUCAAUAUCCCUUGUAUUAUGUUCUGAUCUCUUUAGAAAUCAAGGACUUUCUGUUCAAGUAAGGUCGUAUCCCUUGCAUUAUGUUUACUUUAUUGUAAAGUGGGGUACUCCACUGCCCCUUGUCUCACAUCUUUUAAAUUUUUUGCUUUUUCUGAGAAAAAAAAAAAAAAACACUUAGGUUGAUGUGAAUGGUUGCACAAAAUUUUUCAUGUUCAGUUUGCAUUUUGGCUUUUUCUUAUAAUGGAAAAAUAAUCCUCUUGUGUGUGAAUGUUGUUUCAA
Trifolium pratense (red clover) is the source of this 2806-nucleotide messenger RNA. RefSeq names its product protein NETWORKED 4A-like. Gene Ontology annotation, cellular component: vacuolar membrane. The transcript is spliced from 4 exons. Bases 426 to 2270 code for a protein of 614 amino acids. Lineage: Eukaryota; Viridiplantae; Streptophyta; Magnoliopsida; Fabales; Fabaceae. Gene Ontology annotation, molecular function: actin binding. The record is from RefSeq and is a predicted model, not a curated record.